This is a messenger RNA of Parasteatoda tepidariorum (common house spider), 323 nucleotides long. RefSeq names its product outer mitochondrial transmembrane helix translocase. Gene Ontology annotation, molecular function: ATP binding; ATP hydrolysis activity. Gene Ontology annotation, biological process: extraction of mislocalized protein from mitochondrial outer membrane. NCBI's taxonomy places the organism in Eukaryota, Metazoa, Arthropoda, Arachnida, Araneae, Theridiidae. The record is from RefSeq and is a predicted model, not a curated record. Gene Ontology annotation, cellular component: mitochondrial outer membrane.
GGGCUCGCUUCAUUAACUUAGAAGUGUCUGCACUUACUGAUAAAUGGUAUGGAGAAAGCCAAAAGUUAGCUGCUGCUGUAUUUACACUGCAGAGUAUGAUAACUUAUUCUGAUUUUAUAGACUCUUUUCUUCGGUCAAGAGACUCUUUCGAUCAUGAAGCUACAGCUAUGAUGAAGGCACAAUUCAUGAGUUUGUGGGAUGGUCUUAUUACUGAUCCAGACUGUCAAGUUGUUGUAAUGGGGGCAACUAAUCGACCACAAGAUGUAGACAAGAAUUCUCAUCAAAGAGCUGGAAUCUUGAAACUCAUUUUGGAAAAUGAACUU